Messenger RNA from Pocillopora meandrina, 1000 nucleotides. The record is from the annotation of a GenBank genome assembly. NCBI's taxonomy places the organism in Eukaryota, Metazoa, Cnidaria, Anthozoa, Scleractinia, Pocilloporidae.
CAAAUCCCCAAAUCACAUAAAAGGCUCCUUAAUGUUAUGCAAUCAGUAGAAGAGCUGAGUGAUGACAGCCAUGUAGAGAUCACAGCGUGCGAUCUUACGGUCGCUUCUGAGGAUUUCGGAAGACUGUUGCAUGAAUUAAUUGGCCUGUACGGACAAGAACCUUACGGCGAUUACCUAGAAGAGGCUCAGCUCAAAGGAGAAAACGAGACCUUAAACCGAGCCCUUUUACUUUUAGACAGUUUAAAGAAUAGAGUUACUAGACAAUCCAACAAAUUGUUGGAGACAAGAUCUGUGCGUUCUCGUCAUUCAUCGCGUUAUUCAUCAGCCUUUAAAACUAGCAGCGCUAUUACUAGACUGCAAGCGCUAGCCGACGCGAAAGCGGCAAGAGAAAGAACUCAAUUUACACGGUUGAUAGCAGAAAAGGAACUUGACCACAGGACACGCGAAGCAGAAACGCAGAAAAACAGGCAACAGGAAAUGGUGCAGUUUGAAAGGGAAAUAGCGAUUCUAGGAGUAGACAAAAAGGCCGCGAUGGCGAACGCCAAGCUUAAAGUUUUCGAAAAGGUUCUUCUGGAAGAACUAGGCAAGGAUUUCGAGUAAUCUGAGUUAGAAAUCCCCAAAAUUAAAGCGGAGGUACCUGGAUCCGCCACAGCAACAAUUUGCAAAUGAGGAAUAUACAGUACAACAAAGUACAGCCCUCAAUCGGCAACCCCUUAUCCCUUCAACACCUAACCAACUAACUGACUCUCUUACCACCGUAAACAAUCAAAUAGUCGCGGGCCUUGCCAGACAAAAUCUUCGUAAAUGUCAACCUGACAUAUUCUCUGGAGACUCUACACUCUUCCAUCCCUGGAAAACUGCUUUCAAAGCCAUCCUAAUGGACACCGACGUCUCCCCAACUCAGGAGAUUAGCUAUUUGAGGUGUUUUUCUUACGGAUCGCCGCAACGCUUGAUCGAUAAUUACCGGAGGCAGCAAAUGCGCGACCCCGCUGCGUUACUA